Messenger RNA from Sphenostylis stenocarpa, 1386 nucleotides. The record is from the annotation of a GenBank genome assembly. Lineage: Eukaryota; Viridiplantae; Streptophyta; Magnoliopsida; Fabales; Fabaceae.
AUGACUUCUACUACUAGUUUUUCUGCUUUACCUGAUAAUAAACCUCAGAUACGGCACAUAGUGAACAUUCCCGAACAGAUUGAGUCUGAGGUUCAUGAUCAAUGUUGCAUCUACAAGGUUCCUCCCCAUCUCCUGAAACUGAAUGUGGAAGCCUAUACACCAUAUUUCAUCUCAAUAGGCCCUCUUCACAAUGACAAGCCUGAGCUAAAACAGGAUAAACAGAAGCAAAGGUAUUUUCAUGCCUUCUGGAAACGUCUAUCUCACAAGCAGUGUUUAGCUUUGUCACAAUAUAGAGUCUACCUUGAACAGAACAGAGAAAAGAUAGGUAACUCUUACUCCAAGCCAGAACUCCACAAGGAUGAAAACUUCAUUGACAUGAUUCUAUUAGACUCAGUCUUCAUCAUGGAGCUGUUUUUGAGAAAAGCAAACAAAUCUGAGCAGAAUAAUGAUUUAAUGUUCACCACGUCAUGGAUUUGCAAGAUGACUCAACGUGACUUGUCACUGCUUGAAAAUCAGCUUCCCAUGUUUGUGUUGGAGGAAUUGCACACAAGGGUCAUCCUUGGAGAUAACGGCACCAAGGAAAACUGUCUCAUGUUCAUUGAGCUUGCCUUUAACUACUUUGAAGACUAUUAUCCACACAAGUCAAGUCAAAAGGUGGAGAUGAUCAACAAUUUUAAAUCUUGCGUAAACUUCACUGAUUUGAUCAGAUACACCUACCUGCCUAGACAGAUCCAGGCUAAUGUGAAUCCAUCACAACAGUUCACCCCUUGUGCUGUGGAAUGUGUUCUGAGGACUGCAACAAAGUUGAAUGAGGCUGGUAUAAGCUUUGAGAAAGUUCAAGGUAGGAGCUAUUUGGACAUAAAGUUUGAGAAAUCUCGUAUCCUCAGUUGGUUCUUGUGUUUUGGUUGCUUACCAUUCUCCAGAUGUUUCAAAUCUCGUUUGCAAAUACCCCAUUUGAAAGUAGACCAAGUGACAGAAUGUGUUCUAAGGAACCUCAUUGCCUUGGAGCAGUGCCACUAUUCAGAUCAACCUUUCAUAUGCAACUAUGUGACUCUAAUUGACUCUUUAAUUCACACUCAAGAUGAUGUGGAGCUUUUGGUGGACAAAGAAAUCAUUGUGCAUGAACUUGGCAGCCACAAUGAGUUGGCAACUAUGAUAAAUGGUCUUUGCAGGCAUGUUGUGGUGUCUUCAAAUUAUUAUGGCAAAAUCACAAGGGAACUCAAUGAACACUACAACUGCUGUUGGAAACACUACAUGGGUGUGCUUAGAUCUGUGUACUUCCGUGACCCUUGGAGAUUCAGUUCAACUAUAGUGGGAAUUGCUGUGUUCUUGUUCACUGUUGUAAACUUUCUAAGGGUUAUUGGUGUGUUUCAACCAAAAUAUUAA